Molecule: messenger RNA, 605 nt
Organism: Manihot esculenta (cassava)
Lineage: Eukaryota; Viridiplantae; Streptophyta; Magnoliopsida; Malpighiales; Euphorbiaceae
Product: glutaredoxin-C1
Exons: 1
Coding region: 31-447 (138 amino acids)
Source: RefSeq, a predicted model, not a curated record
CUCAUCGUGAGUUUCUGAAAAUUCUUCAAUAUGCAGUACCAGUAUCAGCAGUUUGCAGAGUCAUCAUCUUCAUGGGGUUUCUAUGUGCCUCCAACGGCGGCGAUAAGAGAGAUGAUGGGUGGUUCAGACGCAUUGGAGAGGGUGGUGAGGUUGGCCUCCGAAAGUGCUGUAGUGAUAUUUAGUAUGAGCAGCUGCUGCAUGUGCCAUACGGUGAAGAGGUUGUUGUGUGGGAUGGGUGUGAACCCUACUGUGUAUGAGCUUGACCAGGAGCCAAGAGGGAAGGAUAUUGAGAGAGCAUUAAUGAGGCUUGUUGGGAAUUAUUCAAAUGUAGUUCCAGUGGUUUUCAUUGGUGGGAAGCUUAUUGGUGCUAUGGAUAGAGUCAUGGCUUCUCAUAUCAAUGGAACCCUAGUCCCUCUUCUCAAGGAAGCUGGAGCUCUCUGGCUCUGAUUUUCUUCUUCUUUUUCUUUUUUUCUUUUAUUAAUUUUUGGAAAAAGAAAGCGGAUAUUAUCUACUGUAUAAUAUUAAAUAUCAUGAGAGAACUGAGAUUAAUUAUGAGGCUUCUAACUUUUGUAAUUGAUGGUUUAUCAAGAGAUAUAAUUGAUCCA